This is a messenger RNA of Sitodiplosis mosellana (orange wheat blossom midge), 492 nucleotides long. Its product is annotated as fez family zinc finger protein 2-like. The annotation marks the transcript as partial. The record is from RefSeq and is a predicted model, not a curated record. The transcript has a single exon. Lineage: Eukaryota; Metazoa; Arthropoda; Insecta; Diptera; Cecidomyiidae.
UGGAAUUAGCAUGUGAAGAACAAAACAGCCACAAGAAACCUUUGGAAGGAGGAGAAGGUACCAAUCAAGAAAGCACUGAUCAAGGACAUGACGAAAAUAUUGAAACGCAAAUCGAAUUUGCAAGUGAAGAACCAAACAGCCACGAGAAACCUUUGGAAGGAGGAGAAGGUACCAAUCAAGAAAGCACUGAUCAAGGACAUGACGAAAAUAUUGAAACGCAAAUCGAAUUUGCAAGUGAAGACAAUAGCGAAUUGACUCUCAAACGUAAAGCACCCAAACGAAAAUUUUCAGAGCAAGAACAAUCUGCUUCGAAUGAAGAUUUGGAACAGCAACUAUUUUGCUCCUUCUGCGGCACCGCAUAUAGCACUAAAUCCAACCUCACCGCUCACAUUAACAGUGUACAUAAAGGAAAACGAUUUGUUUGUGAUGAAUGUUCUAAAGCCUUUACGAGUCUCGCCUCCCUCCAACGCCAUGCGUCCACACAACAUCCAG